Molecule: messenger RNA, 663 nt
Organism: Ilex paraguariensis (yerba mate)
Lineage: Eukaryota; Viridiplantae; Streptophyta; Magnoliopsida; Aquifoliales; Aquifoliaceae
Source: the annotation of a GenBank genome assembly
CUGGAGUCUUCUCAGGAUGUUGCAGCUCUCAGGAUCAAAGGCAGCUGGUUCAGCAGGUUGCCUUCAACUGCUGGUUCAGCAAGGAUUCAGAAUCAGCUGGAUCGUUCAGCUGUACCGGCAAUGGACACUGGUUCAGCAGGUUGCCUUCAACUGCUGGUUCAGCAAGGAUUCAGAAUCACAGCUGGACCGUUCAGCUGUACCGGCAAUGGACAGUUAGCUGGACUUUUAAUGGGCUGUUCAGCGGGUAUAACUGGACUGUUUCUUCAGCUGGAUUUUUUCACUUGCGAGCAGCUGGAUUCUAUUGCUCUCAGGUGCAUUUCGGUUUACAAGGACUCUAUUUCAGCUGGACAGCCCAUCAAAUUGUGUCUGAAGUGCACUGUUCACAUGACUGUGCUGCAAGAGCCUUUCACUUGCAUGUCUCUUUCAAUCAGUUGGACUCUCCUCACCAGCAUUUUACUUUGCAAAGACUCUAUCAUCAAAGUCAGCUGGACUUCUGUGGAUAUGCUUCGGAUUUCUUCUUUUUCUGGACUCUUAUCUGCUUCAGUUCUGCCUCCAUUGGACUCUGCUGGACUCUUUACUGAGAUGGUCUCUUUUGCUUUACCAGCAGGUUAUUUCAUUUUGUUGGACUCUUCCGGGGUUAUCAUUAGCUUAUCUGGUUUUUAA